AAAUCCAUCGGCUCUCAACUCUCAAUCGCUCUCCAACUUCAUGUUCAAUCGAUCAAUCGGCCACCUCUCUCUAAUCGAUCCCACAUCAAUUGCUCAACUAUCUUAAUCGAUCCCAGAUCCCAAACACUCCACUCCUCUCUCAAUCGGGAAACCUAAUCGGUCUCAUCUCAUGUGAUUACAGUACAAAUUCAAGAAGAACAACAAGCUCUCAAGGAACCAAAGCAGAUUCAUUUACUGAACUGGUAGUUUGAUGAGCCAGUAUUCUUUUCCCUUUUCACCUUCAGAACACACGCUCAGAAGUCCCUGUCCACAUUUUCGCCUCUCGAAUCGCGAUAUCAGAACCCCCGCAAGUCCCCGUGGCAGUCACCUCCUUGUCCAUGUAGCCAUAUCCUCCUGCUUCCAUCCAUUUUCUUUGAUAUUAUUCCAGGAAAUCAAACAAGAAUAUUUUUAAGGUGAUUUCUGGUGGAUGCUAAGACAUGGCUAAGAUUAGAGAUCGGACUGAGGACUUUAAAGAUGCUGUCAACAGGGGGGCGUUGUCUUUGGGAUUUAACGAGGCCAAAAGGGCAGCUCUGUUGGCAUCUUUUAUCAUGCAUAAACCUCGGGAAAGAUCACAUUUCACGAAGGCUGCGUUGAAGACGCUAGAGAGCAUUGGGACUUUAGAGCAGUUCUUGAUAAAGCAUAGGAAGGAUUAUGUAGACCCUCAUCGUACCACAGCAGAGGAGAGAGACAGCAUUGAGCAUGAAGUUAGCGUAUUUGUGAAAGCCUGUAAAGAACAGAUUGACAUACUGAAAAAUAGCAUAACUGAUGAAGAAGCGAAUUCAAAGGGUUGGCUUGGCAUCAGGGGUGAUGCUAAUGCUGAUACUAUCGCGCACAAACAUGGAGUGGUUUUGAUCUUAAGUGAAAGGCUUCAUUCAGUCACAUCACAAUUUGAUCAACUCCGAGCUGUACGCUUUCAAGAUGCUAUUAAUCGAGCUAUGCCUAGGAGAAAACCAAAGCGGGCUCCUGAGAAAACUUCUAAUGAUGUCUUUCAAUCUAGCAACAGUCAGGAGACAAGGGAAGCAGCAAGUUCAGGCGAAAUUCAAGCCGAACCCAUGAAAGUCCAGCAGCAGCAGCUUUUAGAUGAUGAAACACGUGCUCUUCAGGUGGAGUUGUCAAGCCUUCUUGAUGCUGCCCGUGACACCGAAACCAAGAUGGUAGAGAUGUCGGCAUUGAAUCAUCUCAUGUCAACGCAUGUCUUGCAACAGGCUCAACAAAUAGAGUAUUUGUAUGACCAGGCGAUUGAAGCAACGAAGAAUGUAGAGAUGGGUAACAAGGAGCUGACCCAAGCCAUCCAGCGAAAUAGCAGUAGCAGAACAUUCCUUUUGCUUUUCUUAAUUGUGCUUACUUUUUCUGUUCUUUUUCUCGACUGGUACAGCUGAACUCAUUUUCAUUCGGAUUAUCAAAGGAAUUGUUGUUUUUUCUUUUU
Molecule: messenger RNA, 1465 nt
Organism: Cynara cardunculus var. scolymus (artichoke)
Lineage: Eukaryota; Viridiplantae; Streptophyta; Magnoliopsida; Asterales; Asteraceae
Product: syntaxin-81
Exons: 9
Coding region: 477-1418 (313 amino acids)
Biological process (GO): retrograde vesicle-mediated transport, Golgi to endoplasmic reticulum
Cellular component (GO): SNARE complex; endoplasmic reticulum; membrane
Source: RefSeq, a predicted model, not a curated record